UCGGCCUUGAAUCGUACCUAAAUGUUUCUCUGUCUCGUUCUGGAUACCACCUGACAGACCGGCCUACCUUGAGGGCGCAGUGGCACUCGCUUUAUCAGUGUGUUAGACGAUACGUUGUCAACAUGUCUUGCUUGCGCUCUGUUAGCUUGGUUAGGUGCUUUGUCCCAUUGACGUCUCCUUCUCCCAAAAAUGUUGUUCAAUCAUUUGCUCAGCAUGUCCAGAAUUCAUCAAAAUAUUUUUCGAGUAGUGUUGCAGAAGAUCCACUUGCUGGUGUCAGAAUUUUGGAUUUGACUAGGAUUGUUGCCGGCCCGUAUUGUACAAUGGUGUUAGGAGACCUUGGAGCUGAAGUUAUCAAAGUUGAGAAGCCAAACGAAGGUGAUGAAUGCAGAAAAUGGGGUCCACCAUUCAUAGGGAAGACUACUGAAAGUUGUUAUUUUGUAGCUGUCAAUAGAAAUAAACGGAGUAUAUGUGUUGAUAUGAAAUCAAAGGAGGGAAAGGAAAUUCUAUUUGAUCUUGCUAAACAUAGUGAUGUUCUCGUUGAAAAUUAUGUGCCCGGUAAAAUGGAUAAAAUGGGGCUAGGCUACAAUGACUUCAAAAAGAUUGCUCCACAUUUGGUAUAUUGUUCUAUUACUGGCUUUGGAUCCUGUGGACCUUACAGUAAGCGCCCAGGCUAUGAUGUUAUUGCUGCUUCGAUGGGUGGUUUGCUACAUAUCACUGGGCCAGCUGAUGGAGAACCAUGCAAAGUAGGUGUUGCAUUAACCGAUAUUAUGACAGGACUGUAUGCCCACGGCGCAAUUAUGGCAGCAUUGAUUCAAAAGUCAAAAACUGGAAUGGGCCAAAAAAUUGAUGCUAAUCUGCUAUCAACUCAAGUCGCCUCACUAAUAAAUAUAGGUUCUAAUUUUUUGAAUGGUGGAGUUGAAGCUCAAAGACAUGGAACAAGCCAUCCUAGUAUUGUUCCUUAUGAAGCUUUACUCACCAAGGACGACUGUUAUAUAACUGUUGGCACAGGAAGUGACAAACAGUUUGUGGACUUGUGUCACAGAUUUGAACUCCCUGAUCUAGCUAAGGAUAUAAGAUUCCUCAGUAACAAACUCAGAGUAGAAAAUAGAAAAGUACUCCUUCAUAUUUUAAAGGACAAAUUUUGUACCAAAACUAGGGAUCAAUGGCUUGAGUUACUGGAUGGAGCAUCCUUUCCUUAUGGACCAGUUAACAGGAUUUCUGAUGUAUUUAGAGAUCCUCACAUACUGGCGACAAAUGCUGUACAGUCUGUGGAACACCCUGUCGCAGGUGAAGUGAAGCUUGUUGCUCCUGCAGUUACGUUUAGCCAAGCUCAGAAUCGAAUUCGUUUACCUCCUCCAACGCUUGGACAGCACACUGAAGAGAUUUUGAUGGAUGUGCUUCAUUACUCAACAGAAAAAGUCAAUCAACUUAAAAAUAUUGGGGCAGUUGCCUAGUUGCCAUUUGUUUUGACACCUGUUUUCUUUUGUGACACUUCUUAUAAUGUAAUAUAUCAUGGAGUCUAUUUUUUUAAAAAAACAACAAACUAUGUACUGAUGUAUUUGUGAGAUUUCUAUUGUAGUUUUUUGCUACGGCUUGUUAACUUUCCCAAAUAAAGUAUUUAAAAAAUUAUGUACAUA
This is a messenger RNA of Frankliniella occidentalis (western flower thrips), 1637 nucleotides long. Its product is annotated as succinate--hydroxymethylglutarate CoA-transferase. NCBI's taxonomy places the organism in Eukaryota, Metazoa, Arthropoda, Insecta, Thysanoptera, Thripidae. The transcript is spliced from 2 exons. The record is from RefSeq and is a predicted model, not a curated record. Gene Ontology annotation, molecular function: catalytic activity. Bases 123 to 1454 code for a protein of 443 amino acids.